This is a messenger RNA of Paramecium pentaurelia, 1613 nucleotides long. The record is from the annotation of a GenBank genome assembly. NCBI's taxonomy places the organism in Eukaryota, Ciliophora, Oligohymenophorea, Peniculida, Parameciidae.
AUGAUCUAAGAUAAAAUAAAAGUCAAAGGUUGUUGGUACAUUAAUAGAAAUUGGACAAUUCAAAAACAAAUUUUGGCAAUAUCUUUCAUUAUCUCAUCCUUAAUUUUAAUAAUUCUUUUAGUGAUCAUUUGGGUGAGUUAAAGUUAAAUUUAUAAUAAUCUAAAGGUUGUCUCUUAAGAAAUCUUUAUGAAAUAAACUUCUUAAUAAAUCAAUAAUAUUUGGAUAUACUAACGAAGCUUGGAAUAAAUGAUGUUUUAGACUAAAUAAUAAAUCAAAACAACAAGAGCUAUUUACAAAUAAUUUGAUUAUCUAAUAAAUAAUUCCAAUAAGAGUGUUAAAUUUGACUAUCCUCACAUGUGUUUAAACAACAUUUCUGCUCUUGAUUCCUACUGUUUUUCAUCAUCCACAACAUGUGGUAUAUUUGGAAAUCAAGAAGCUGAAUAAGAAAAUUAAGAUACUUAAAGCAUAAUAGCAACAACUUUUAUUUUAACAUCAUUUCGUAUAGCUCUUGAUCAUACAUUUAGUGCACCACUUUAUUAUUUUUUAGAUAAUUAAGUCUUAUUCUUUUGUAUCACAAAUGGAGGCAUAUUUCCACAAUCAUUUAAACCUAAUCAAAGACCAUAUUAUUUAGAUUUCUAAAAAUCUAUUAGUUAAGAUACAUCUGUAGAUAGUGUGUACUUUGCUAAUCCUUAUUUGAUUGUUGCUGGAUAUGUCAGAAUUCCAAUAAUAACAUCAUUAGUGAAUUUUUAUGAUUAAAUUGUUGGAAUGGUAGCUAAGGAUAUUGAUUUUGGAUAUGCUUCAAUAGGUUAAGGUAAAGACAUUAAUACAGUUUUAUAUGUUAUUGAUAAUUAAGGCAAAAUCUAUUAUUCCAUUAUUUAUAAUUAGAUUAAUCUAACAGUUUAUUAUUUUAAUGAAACAAAAGUAACUGGAUUUAAUUAAACUGAUUUUGAAUAAUUGAUGAAUUAACAUAAUAAUAUACCUUUUAAAAAUGAUUGUCCACUCAUUUAGAGUGAAAUCAUUUUGUGUAGAUUUAACUAAAAACUAAAUAAAAUCAGAUAAUAAAGUCUUCUUAAAUAAAAGGUUCUAAUUUAAUUUUAGUAGUUUUGGUAGAAACAAAUAAUAUAAUCAAUUAAAUCGAUGAUAAUUUAUUUUUGAUACAGCAAUCUCAAAUUUUAGUAACUAAAUAACUAACUCUUUAUCUAAUUAUAUUUCCUAUCGGAAUAAUAUUUCUAAGUAAUAUUCUUAUAUACAUGUUAUUUCGAUAAUUUAAUUAACUCCUUAAUCUUAUUAAAUAAAAAGUAUAUUCAAAUAGAAAAGACCUAUUUCUUGCUGAAUUUGAUAAAGAAUAACAAUUUUUCCGUUCAUGUUCUGUUACAAACUUAAUUUAGGCAUGCAUCAAAAGAUUCAAUAACCUAGAAUCUUUUGGUAAGUCAACUAAUUGUUUAAUACAAGAAAACAUCAAUUACCCUAAAUAUACUCAUACUUAAAUGAAAUUUUAAUAACACUUGGUUCUAAUAAUGAAAUGGUAAAAUCAAAAACUUAAUAAUAAGUAAGAACAAAAAAAUACUUUUUUUAAUAACAUAAAUAAUUUUAUAGGUAAACAAAAAUUAUGA